Pelobates cultripes (western spadefoot toad) is the source of this 16340-nucleotide messenger RNA. Lineage: Eukaryota; Metazoa; Chordata; Amphibia; Anura; Pelobatidae. The record is from the annotation of a GenBank genome assembly.
UGUCUAAGGUGGAAUGUAUUAAUCAUUGUGUCAGUGAGUAACAGAGAGGUGGAGCCUUUAAGACCCAGCGGAAUCUCAGGAGUAGCUCUCACUCCCUGUCCUGAAGUGGGUCCAACUUACCAGAACUAAGGUUAGGAGAGCUCUCCCUGGCUGGACUGUCAUAGCACUCAGACUGCGGGCACUGGGUCCAUCUCACUGCUGCCGAGAUCGGGGGGCUCAGCCCAGCACAGACCCCCAGCCCCUGGACUGACUGACCGGAAGGAGCCAGCAGGACCUCCAGCAUUGGAGGAGCUGCAGACAGCCUGCAGUCUGGGGUAAAGUGUGGAUAGAUCGGGGUUCGAUACAAAGAAUCAUCCUGGGGGAACGUUCUAAAAGUAUUGGAGAAACGUUCUAUUGGUUACCAUGGCGACUGCUCCACUUUUAUAUAUAUAUAUUUUUUUAUGAAAGUGGAGUAGUCGCCAUGGAAACCGAAAGAAUGUUUCUACUCUACUUUUAGAACGUUCCUCUAGGAUGACAUACAUAUAAAAUAAUAUAUAGUAUAUAAUAUGUUAUAAAUAAUAUAUGUAUAUAUAUAGUGUGUAUAAAUAAUAUAAAUAUAUAUAUAUAUAUAUUGUGUCUGUAUUAACCCCAUUUUACCAGUGUGCAUAGGGUUGUCCUGGAAUGCAUAUGACAUUGUCUAAAAUAUAUCUGCCGUAUUCAUUAUGGGGUAUAUUCAUUAAACUCUGAUUUCUAGUGAAUUGAAAACAGAAUUGCAAAGUUUGGCAAAAAGUGUAGACUUGGAAAAAUUCUCCAAACUCAGUUGUGGCCAGAGCGUGGCUAUUUCAGGCUAAAUCUUGCCAUUUGGAUUUGCGCUCAGUGGAGUUCGAAGUUUAGUGAAUAAACCCUUUAGUUUUAGCAUCUGAUUUCCAUCUACAGACCUGACCAGCAUUCUGGAGCCGCAGGUGACCUGGAGGUUGUCCACUUUAGUAUUUUCUGAUAGCUAUCCAGAUGAUGCACGUCCCAUUGUCUCGACAGACACUUCAAUAAAAAAUGAGCUCAUUGAUCCACUUUUCAUCUUUAAUAUAAGACAUUCUAAAGUACAUUCUACAUAUUCUAGAAACCUCUUUGUUAGGGCAUUCAUACAGGAGUAUCCACAAAAGAACAAAUUGUAGUGAAUUAGUAUGUAAAUGUAAUUUGUUCUAGAUCGGUUAGUUCAGAUUACUUUGUGCUAUUUAAUUUAUUACAAUUCAGAGUUUUGUCAGUUUGGUGAAUAACUUUGAUCAUGUGUCUCAAUGGUCUCUACAGCUCUGAGGAAGAAGGCUUUGCUGCUGAAAUAAGCAAUUAAUUGUGGGCAGUUACGUAGAAACUGAUGGAUAUGAUGUAUCUGUGCAAACCUGUCGAUAUGCAUGGGGACCAAUUUUUGGGUCUCAACUUAGGGGUUUAGAACCACUGACUUGCUAGCAGGAACCAAUCUCUUGAGAUCUUUGGGUCAGACCCAUUGAGCUCCAGCCUUUAAUUUUUACUUGUCCUUAUUCUGAUUUCUUUCAGGGUCUUCUCAGGUCCUUCAAACCUGACGUCGUAUUUGGUUGCUCAUUUGACUGAGGUCCAUCACAUCCAGUAACCGGCCAUGCUGCUCCCACUUAUCAUUUCUGUCGUUUUCCCAUACUUUCCUUGUUGGGCUCAGUAUGAACAGUACAGUUUUAGGGGUUUCCCUCGUUCGGAGAUUAAGCCACUGCAACCCACUUAUGCCAAGGGCCUGGAACUCUACGAGAAGGAGUCCUGGAGAGAUGCCACCCGUGCACUGGAGGCUAGUCUAAGACUGAACCGAUUGCUUCAGGACAGUGAGUCUUUCUGUGGUCAGAACUGUGUGGACAGCAAUAAGAAACAUCCAAUUCCAGGGAUUGAAGAGGAAGACACGUUUAAGGAAACCCAGGAAUGGAGUAUUGAGCUUCAGUUAUUUGGACAGGUGCUCUCCAGGGCUGUCUGUCUACGGAAGUGUAAAGCCACUCUGCCUGUAUUUCAGCAGCCUUAUCCUGACCAGGAGAUCCUGAAAGUGUUCCAGAGAAGAGACCCCUACCUGUACUUGCACUAUGCAUACUUCAAGGUAAGACCUAAUUCUGGCAGCCAUUUUGUUUUAUGUGGAUAUAGCAUAUCAAACAUACCAGAGUGUCACCAUGGUGGGCAGUACUGUACUUGGUAACCUGUUCUUAGGAGAGGUUUACAGGAAGUUCCACCACUAGUAUAAUUUAAUCCUCUUCCUGCCUUUAUGAGGCUAUAUCAUCUGUUACGUGGUACAGCCCCAAAUACAGAAAGAGUAAAAAAUAUUUACACUUUGCACCACUUAGACAGCUCAAAAAACCUUUUUUUUUUUAGCCAUUUCUGUUUAAUAGAAUUUCAAAUAUAUAUGAAAGGAUAACUCUGGUACCAUCACAACUUCAUUUUGCGAUGAAGUUGUUAUGGUGUCUGGAGGACCUGAACACUGUGGGGUUAAACUGUUUUUCGAACAGGUUAACCUCAAAGUUUUCUUGACGGCUCCCAUUCACAUUGCUUCUCUGCCGCCUCCUCCUCCAACACCAGCACCAAUGUAGGAGGCUUGCCUUUGGCUGCCAGUGAUUGGCUGAGAGAAUCAGCUGACCCCUCUCAGCCUAUCGCUGGCCUCCCAUUGAGAGAAAUGCUUUAGAUAGAUAUUUGUAUCAGUAUACGUUUGCCGAACCUUCUCAGAAAUGUGACAUUUCAGUCUUAUGAAUCUUCCCUAAACUUAGGUAAAUCUUGGGACAUUUCCCCUGCAGCUGCACCAGUGAAGAUUAAAGAGGAACUGUUCCUUCCCAGGGAUUUUUAAUAUUAUUUUUACUUAUCCCUUUAUUUAAAAAGGUGUGAAAAAAAUAAAAUAUAGAAUGUUACAUCCCUUUAUCUUGCAACUGGGCACCUACAAUUUACCACAAUGCCAACAAAGCCUUAGGGUGCCAGGCAGGAGGAGGGAAGCAUGGUUGGUGGGGAAAUCAAAGCUCAGCCGGUCAGCCCAUUCUCCUGCUGUGUGGCUGAGCCCGACAGAUGACAUAUGCCCAGCCUGCCACUUCAGGCAACUGAUGUCCCUGUCCCUCCACUACAGCCCCUGUCAUCCCACCACAGGCCCUGUCACCCCAGUAUAGCCCAUGUCAUCCUACCACAACCCCUUGUAACCAGAAUAUAGUCUCUGUCACCCCAUUAUAGUCCAGUCAUCCUUCUACAACCCCUGUCACCCCACUACAGCCCCUGCCAUCCGGCUAUCCCCACUGUCCACACCACAAUAGUCCCUAUCCUCCCACUACAGCCUUCUUUCCCCUGCUAUAGCCCGGGUCACCCCACUACAGCUCCUGUCACCCCACUAUACCAAUAUGUGUGUGUGUGUAUAUAUAUAUAUAUAUAUAUAUAUAUAUAUAUAUAUAUAUAUAUAUAUAUAUAUAUAUAUAUAUAUAUAUAUAUAUAUGUGCAUUGAGGAUACUGGCCUUAGGGCAGCGAGGAGGAUAAAUCUGUCUCUGGGCGACUUAAUCUUAGCUCCCUAGAUAGUUAGUGUUAUUUUCUUAACUGUGAUAUGUCAGUAACUGAAGGUAGUAUUCAAAGUAAAUUUAAUCCAGUUUUUAAAAAAUCCCAGAGCUACCUAUGGUUUCAAUUUGCAUAUUGUGAUCUAAAAUUUUAAUUCACUUUGAUUUACUAAAAGCUCACUCUUUAGUAAAUAACUCUGUCACUUUCCUCUAUAAACUCUUCUCAUUGCGUUAGUCAUAUUAUUUCCUCUGGCAGCAGAAUGGUUAAAUCCCGACACCCCCCCCCACCCCCACCCUUUCUAAAAUAUAUUCACUGGUUCUUUGUUUCUCCUACUGUCCCCAUCAAGCCAUUCUAAGCCUGUGUCUGCUCCUAUUGGCAGUCUGCAUGCUCUGGUAUUGCAGUUAAUGUGAUACAGUCGAGGUAGGGGCUUUGCCACGUCCCCAUACAGUGAAUAUGCCUGAAGUGUUUACACAUCCCCCCUGCUCUCACACAUGCCUGUUAUGUGUCUCUACCAGAUGAGCUACCUAUGUCGUUUCACUUAAGGAGAGGGGAAAUAAAUUACAAAAACAUCUGCGCAGCACAUUAACGGGCAGAUCAUGCGACCUGGUCAGUUUAUAAAAUGAGCCCAACGCUCAGAACCUUUUUACUAUUAACUCUUUAAUAGCAAGUACAAAUAUUUUUUUGUAGGCAAACAUUAGUUGCCACCAAAUGUAAGGGAUGUGUGGAUUCCAUGUUAAUAAAAUAUGAACCCCAGAUAAUAAAAAAACAAAUAGAUCCCCUCCCCCCCCGUCUCUGUGCUUAAAAAAGGGGGAGCGUUUUAUGAUCCCCCUAAUAAAUAACCAAGGGAACACUCGCAGUGGUACCACCUUAACCUUUCGCCACUGGCAUGAACGUGGAAUGUUGGUGAGUUUGACCAAUUAGAAGGAAGAUACUGCUACUUCCUAUUACCGUGGGUGAAAGUUAGGUUUGAGGUUCUUAGGAUCCUCUACUAACCAAACAAUGCGUGGGUUUAGGACAUAAUAAUGUUUAGAGAAGGCUCCAGCUCUUUGGCCCAUUACUUGUCGGUGGAAUUGGACUUAUAAUUUAUGAAUGGCUCAGAGGAUGUAGUGGAGGAUAAGGACUAUUGUGGGGUGGAUAGUGGGUAUAGUCAGAUGACACAAGGCUUUAGUGGGAUGACAGGGGCUGUAGUGGUGUGACAUGGGCUAUACUGGAGUUGACAUGGUAUAGAGGGGUGACAUGGGCUAUGGUGAAGUGACAGGGACUAUAUUGGGAUAACAGGGGCUGUAGUGGGGUGACGGGGCAUAGAGGGGUAACAGGGGCUAUGGUGGGGUGACAGUAACGCAUUACUAUUGUGCCUAACCUACCCCUUAUGCACAGUGGGCCAUUGCCUGCAGGAUACUCUGUCCCCCUAGAUUAGCAAUAACCACAGAUAGAGUUCCCAUGGCACUAAGCUUGCCCCAAACUCCUACGUACAGUGCCAUGGGAUACCCAUUGCACUUGGGCUAAUGUGUGCCCCAACCGCUCAGUGCAGUGCCUAGCUGUGCCCUUAUAAUAUAUAUUUUUACAUAGCACACUCCCAUACAUUACCCAUUCCAAACAUUCACCAUGUAAUUCUUAUUGAUUUAAUAAGCUGCCUUGUAUCUGAUACAUUAUGAGCUCUUUAAAUAUUUAUAUAAAGUGUAUGUGUAUAAACAUUCCAAUUUCCAGGAUCUUUCAACAUGGGAUGAUUUUAUUUUCAGUUUUCGCGUAGAUCUGUCCGCUCCAUAAAGUAUGCCACAUUGGAUCAAUUUAUACAGUAGAUUGUGUUAUCAGUCUAUUGAAAUAGAACCCAGUGACAAUGUGAAACAUUGAAUUUGUAAGUUUUUAGCUAAUGACAAUUCAUCGAAAAACCCAGAAACUCAACUAUGUGCGUCAUUGUUCUGCAGUUUGUACAAAAAAAUACAAAUUUCCAAUUAACAUCAAUAGAUCAGCUUUAACCUCUUAAGGAUACAGCUUUAGACGUAAAAGGUCAGCAUGAACAUUUCCGUCAUGUGUCCUUCAGGGGUUCAUAAAAGCCGAGAUCUUAAAAAACCUCAUUGAUAUGCUAUAGGUCUUAAAUGUGUGGAUGAACAGUCUCCUCUGUACAAUUUUACCACACUUUUUUAAUAGUGAAUGGGUCCCAUAAGUCUGGCUAUAAAAGUUCAAUAUAUAAUGUUUUUUAGAUUCAAUGGAUGUAAGUGUGGAGCAGGCUCAAAGUCGCAUGGGGUGCGUUUUAAGAUCUGAACGGCCCUGGCGAAUACCAGCGCAUGUUCGUAAGAGCUACGUCAACUAUGUAAUCUCUCUGUAUUCUUCUAGAUCAAUGAUUUGGAGAAAGCGGUGUCUGCCGCACACACAUACCUGCAGAAGAAUCCUUCCCACGAGAUGACAACGAGAUACAUGGCGUAUUACAAAACUCUCAUGGACGUUGAUGAAUUUCUGAUCGAUUUGGAGGCCCAACCUUAUGAGGUAAGAAACAGGAGAGAUUGUUAUGCCUGCUGGGGCCCUGUGCCCUCACAGCUGCCGGUGACUAUUGCUUCCAUUCUGGCUUGGAUUUGGAAACAGCUGUACCCAUGCAGAGCUGAAGGUCUUAAGGAUUAUUUUUAAAAAAGAAGAAAAAAACUGUGAGGGAGACUGGUGGGGUGGGCAUGGACGAAAGGAUGGGACACUCAAGCUUCCCCUUGUAGGCAGCAUAGCUUGCAAGGAAGAAGCUGGAAUUGUCUCAUGCCGGUAUGCAGUGAAUUGACAUUUAGCAACCCAGAACAGGAUCGGCGGCACAAGUUACUCUGUAUUUGCAAUGUUUCAUGCAGACCCUAAAAGCAGCAGGAAUCGUGGUAAUUGGAGUUACCAUUUAACUCAGGUGGGAAAAGUUUGAAAUGUUAUAGAGACUCCAUUACCACCCGAGUGCUAAUUGUUCUCUCCUUCCGCAGGGAAUUUUUGUCAAGUCCGUAAAAUCUUACAAUGCGGGAGAUUUCAGACGUAGUAUCGAGGAGAUGGAGCAAGCAUUGCCGCUGUAUUAUAAAGCAUACGACAGCUGUCUGACAGGAUGUGAGGGCACCUACGAAAUGAGAGAAUUCAAAGACUUCUAUCCAGCAGUUGCAGGUAAGAUUUUAAAGACCCAGUAGGAAAACAGAAGUUGAGAAAUUCUGCAAUAAACAAAAUGUGCAAUAAAAGAAGUUUAAAUAUUAGAUCUCUCUUUACAGGAAGUGUUUAGAAAGGCUGUGUAAGUCACAUGCAGGGAGGUGUGACUAGGGCUAUAUAGUAGUGAGACAGCAGGGGCAUGAUCUAUACCGCAAAAUGGCUUCAUUAAGCUAAAGUUGUUUUGGUGCUUUAGGGUAUACUUAUAAGGUUAGGAAUUAUCAUUGCCCACACCAGCUUUAAAAAUUAACCUUUUUACUAGAAACCAAGUUAGAGUAAAAAUUGUAUGAUGAUACCAGUAGAUUUAAAUUAGGGGGAAGAAAGCAGUUGCUUGGUUACUUGGCCAGAUUUUUAUUCCUAGUGGAAAAUAGAAUUUCACUUGUAACCCUUGUAUCCCUGGGGUUCUGAGGAGACACACGUCCGUAGAAUAGGACAUUACAUAACCAGAACAUGUGAGCUUCCCAAGCUCAGUCCAGUAAUAUCUGUGAGAUAUUUUAUUGGUCCAUAAUCCACACGCUCAGUUAAUGUGGUUAUUAUAUCACCUUCUCUGCCUUACCACGUCAGGUAAACACCAAAUUGUGGGGUUAAUUAUUAAAAUGUAUCUGAUUAGACUUUAUUGAGCAGUUGUUUAUCUGUCACAAAUCAGUCAACCCUGUAGACUUGGACCUUCAUCUCCUGGUCUCCACUCAGAUUACACUUAUGAUAGAUAAUGUCAUUCAAUGUCAAUCCACUGAAGCUGAAUAAAUAUUUCAAUAUGCUCGCCAUAUCAAAAGCAGAUACAUCAUCCAUUCUAAGUGCAACUAAAACCAUUCAUCCUCUUCAUAGCCUCCUAACCACUGUCCACUCAUUCAGCCACAUAACCGCCCAGCAUGCUUUAUUAAAGAGGUUUAAUGGACCAGACGGCUUUGGUGUUUUAAUGCUUUGUUCUUCCUUCCUUUCUUAGAUCAUCUAGCGGACGUCCUACAGUGUAAAGUCGAGUGUGAGGCCAGUCUUACUCCUAAUGUCGGGGGCUACUUUGUUCAAAAGUUUGUGGCCACAAUGUAUCACUACCUGCAGUUUGCGUAUUACAAGUGUAAGUUCUGACUUUCAACUGUAAAUAUUAAAUUCAUUAUGAUAACGUUCUGGACACAUCUGCACACCUCUGUAUGUGACUGGAAUUCUUACUCUUAUAGACAGACACCCAUCCAUACAGAAACAAUACAUCCCCCCCCUCCCCCUCCCCCACCCCACACACACACACACACACACACACACACACAAAAUAAAUGUAAAAAAUUAAUUAUAUAUAUACACUGCUCAAAAAAAUAAAGGGAACACAAAAAUAACACAUCCUAGAUCUGAAUGAAUUAAAUAUUCUUCUGAAAUACUUUGUUCUUUACACGUUGAAUGUGCUGACAACAAAAUCACACAAAAAUUAAAAAAUGGAAAUCAAAUUUUUUAACCCAUGGAGGUCUGGAUUUGGAGUCACACUGAAAAUUAAAGUGGAAAAACACACUACAGGCUGAUCCAACUUUGAUGUAAUCUCCUUAAAACAAGUCAAAAUGAGGCUCAGUAGUGUGUGUGUGGCCUCCACGUGCCUGUAUGACCUCCCUACAAUGUCUGUGCAUGCUCCUGAUGAGGUGGCGGAUGGUCUCCUGAGGGAUCUCCUCCCAGACCUGGACUAAAGCAUGUGCCAACUCCUGGACAGUGUGUGGUGCAACGUGACAUUGGUGGAUGGAGCGAAACAUGAUGUCCCAGAUGUGCUCAAUUGGAUUCAGGUCUGGGGAACGGGCGGGCCAGUCCAUAGCAUCAAUGCCUUCAUCUUGCAGGAACUGCUGACACACUCCAGCCACAUGAGGUCUAGCAUUGUCUUGCAUUAGGAGGAACCCAGGGCCAACCGCAACAGCAUAUGAUCUCACAAGGGGUCUGAGGAUCUCAUCUCGGUACCUAAUAGCAGUCAGGCUACCUCUGGCGAGCACAUGGAGGGCUGUGUGGCCCCCCAAAAUGCCACCCCACACCAUUACUGACCCACUGCCAAACUGGUCAUGCUGGAGGAUGUUGCAGGCAGCAGAACGUUCUCCACGGAGUCUCCAGACUCUGUCACGUCUGUCACAUUAGCUCAGUGUGAACCUGCUUUCAUCUGUAAAGAACACAGGGCGCCAGUGGCGAAUUUGCCAAUCUUGGUGUUCUCUGGCAAAUGCCAAACGUCCUGCACGGUGUUGGGCUGUUGCCCUCCUACAGCCUCCUCCACGUCUCCUGAUGUACCAGCCUGUCUCCUGGUAGCGCCUCCAUGCUCUGGACACUACGCUGACAGACACAGCAAGCCUUCUUGCCACAGCUCGCCAUGAUGUGCCAUGCUGGAUGAGCUGCACUACCUGAGCCACUUGUGUGGGUUGUAGACUCCGUCUCAUGCUACCACUAGAGUGAAAGCACCGCCAGCAUUCAAAAAUGACCAAAACAUCAGCCAGGAAGCAUCGGAACUGAGAAGUGGUCUGUGGUCACCACCUGCAGAACCACUCCUUUAUUGGGGGUGUCUUGCUAAUUGCCUAUAAUUUCCACCUGUUGUCUAUCCCAUUUGCACAACAGCUUGAUUUCACAGAAGUGUGAUUGACAUUGUGUUGUUUAAGUGUUCCCUUUAUUUUUUUGAGCAGUGUAUUAACUGAACCCCUAUCUCACUUGAUCAUCCCUGGCAGUUUAGUUGGAGAUUUAAAAGUAAAAGGCUGCACAUACAGACUCCAGGCACCAUGACCACUUCAAAUUACUGAAGUGGUCAUGGUGCUUGGAGUAACCUUUUAUGUUUGCCUAUUCUAAGGACCUGUAGUGUGUAUAAUUAUUGCCGUGUGUGGGUUUUGUGUGUUAGGGUCCCUCACCUACUUUGACAAAAAAAAGCAAAAAAACUCCAUUUCAUUUGUCUAAGAUGUCAAGAGAGUUCCUUAAAUGCAGGAGCCAGGAACAAAUACUACGAAGAACCCUAGCUUUGAAAAAUGAGGCCAUCUAGUCAUCCUACUAGAUACAUGUUUACAAAAGUUGACAUUUAUAGAAAAUUUUAAGUAGUUUGUGCACAAAUCACCUACUGAUAUAAACUCGUUUUUUUCCCCCCAGUGAACGAUGUGAAGAAUGCAGUGCAGUGCGUAUCGAGCUACAUGCUCUUUGACCCGGUGGACACAGUAAUGCAGCAGAAUCUGGCAUAUUACAAGUUCUACAAAGAGAAAUGGGAUUUGGAGGAUACGGAUUUCAAUCCUAGAAAGGUGAGAAGGUCUAACUGUUCGUGACAGAUCAAUACUAUCAUCAUAACCUUCAGAGAGGUUUUAGGGGGCAAGUUUGAAGGUCACAUCUGCUUACGCAAUGCUGAGACUUUUUAUCGAUUCUUUCUAUAUCUUUGCAUUCUGUUGUUCUAAAUGUUUGCUCACAACAUGACAGUCAGGGAGACAGAAAAUUUAAAAAGGCACUUAUCCUAAAAUAAAUGUCCUAGAUGAUAUAUGCUAAGAUACCACAGUAAAAAUUGAUUGUGUUGUUUUUGUUCUUUAGGCUUCUGUUGUCACGUUAACACAAUGUCAAGUACGCAAAUGGACCAUUAGAACCAUGAUUAAACCUGCUCUGUCAGUAAUUGGUUGUCCCUGCCCCAGGGAUGCCUUACUGCAGCCCAACCUCCCCACAAGCAUUUUAGGUUCCAGUACCAGUGCAACUUACAUUUUUUUGAAAAGUGUGCCAGUCCCACCGGGUCUUCUUUCAUGACACCACCACCUUUGUUUUUCUAAGAUGGUGGUGACCAGGAAUUCCAUGUUCUGCCCUUCCUUGGGCGUGCACAUCAUUUGAAGCCAAGGUUUCCAAUGUACCUGUGUUGACUCUCGCAAAAGAGUCAAGACAGAGUGUUAUUGACAUUUCAAGUAACGCAGAGCUGGUAGGAGGUGAGUACAGCCAAUAGCAAAGUUGACAAGGGCCGUGGAGCUUGACUAAGACUUCACCAUUUGUCAACACUGGCCAGCUUGAAGGUUCUACAAGUAAUCUCUACCUUUCCUUAUGCAUACAUUUUAAGAUAAGCUUUGUUUAAAAAAACAAAACAAAAAAAAACAACAACAAAAAAAUGCAGGGCAGCAAAGGGGGAUUCUUCCUAUGAGAGGAAAAAAGUGGCAGAGACACUUUAAUUAGGAAAUAAUGAAUGUGUAUAUUGGCAUGUUGAACCCUAAAAGUGAGAAGAUAAUCGUUUGAAAAUAGUUUUUAGAAACUAAGUGAAUUUUUUAAUAGUUCUUUGGAAAAUAGUGUGUAUUUUUUCAAGUCACCCACUAUUUUUUCACCAGUUGAGUCUGCCAGCAUAAAAAUGAUAAGUUUCAUUGAUAACGCUGAAGACAAUCUUUUAUCCGUGAGAGAUGCGCACGUUUCUUUACCCCGUAGAUAACCCGCAAAUCUUAGCUAGAUCUCCAUUAUAUUGGUCUUAGAUAAGCAACUCAUGAUCACUUAUGCUUUUCAGUUCUCUCCGCUGUUUAUCAUCCUGGAAACAGACAAAUGGCAAGUUAAAAAGUACACACUGGGAGAGCAGAGCCUCACUGCAGAAGCAAGCGGUCGCAGGACCUAUGAGCUCUGGUACACAACCAUGGAAAUCUGGCUUUUUUGCCUACUUACCCGCAGCCAUCGUGUCCUGGGGGACCCCUACACGAAGCCUAAGUAGUAUGGAGAGAACAAAUAGAAAAACAAAAACUGGACAAGCCGAACCUGGGGUUAACGAUCGUUGAACUAUGGCGGCAGCCGGCAGACGCAGGGCGCGACAGGGCCAAAAAUGGCGCCCUCUCUGACUGCGGAUCUGACUUCUCGGAUGAUUUCUCUUGUGGAAUAGAGGAACAAAAUCAGACGCAUGAAUGCCACUUUGCAGCACUGGAGGACACCAUGCACCGCAACAACCUUAAGGAGACCGAAUUUCUGCACUUCAUGAGGCACUUGUGGGACCCUAUUGCCCCAAAACAGGCCAGAGUGUGCAAUUGGAGGGCCUAUUUCUGAUUCCUAGACCGCGCAGAGCUCCGACCACAGUGCCAAGGGACCUGGUGGUCCAAUUCAGAAUUGGGGCUGACAAAACCCCUGUCCUCAAUGCCCUGAAAGGAAAACCCCGUUACCAAUUCGAAUCGAUGUCUCUCACCUUCUACACCAGGGGUCCUCAAACUGUGGCCCUCCAGAUGUUGCUGAACUACAAAUCCCAUGAUUCCUUGAAUUACAUAGAUAGCCAUAGAAUCAUGGGAGUUGUAGUUCAGCAACAUCUGGGGGGCCGGAGUUUGAGGCCCCUGUUCUACGCCAAUCUCGCAGGGGACACUCUGGCCUUGCGCAAAUCCCUCAGUCCACUUACCAUACUCCUACAGUGGCACAACAUGAGGUGCCUCUCCCGGUCUAUCAUGGGGACACCACUCACCACAUACAAGAACUGCAAGAGGCAGUCUUGGACUUCCUAUGGACUCCCUUAACCAAAACAGGCAGGCUGAAGCACAGCAGUGCCCUCACACUUGGGAUCCGGCUCACAUCACCCCUUUCAUUCCCCAGACACCCACGCCUGAACCGUACGUGGCAGUGACAACCUGAACCUAGGAAGAGAUUACUGACCUCUAAACCAUGUGGAACCCCAUAAACUAGAUGGCACCUACACCAAAUCACGUUGUGUAUUUUUACUUUUUUGUUUUCAUGAUUAUCAGUUGAACCUUAACUCAUAUAAUUUUUUUUUUUUACCCACACAGACCGGCCAGUCUUACAACACACACACACCUCCCACUCCCACGCCUCAUGUCAUAGUUCUUAAGGCGGCAACGCCAGCUUGCACAUUGAGGCCAAAACCCACACGAACUACAUUGCCACCCACAACAAUACAGGACACACAGUAAUGCAGUCAUCAGAUCCCUCUUUUGUUUUCGUUAUUAAGUUGAUGUUUAGCAUCGUUAACCCUCUUCCCACUGUUCGACCACCACGCUGACCCACACGUAUGAACACUCAAAUCUUAACUACAAAGGCACACCCAAAUGCCAAACUUUGUUGGCACUACUCGAAGAUCUCCAGUAUUCCGUUCAGAAAUAUCAAAUAGAUUCACACACCGCCAGGAAUAUGUUUCCUAUUGAUGGGGAUUACUGAACCCACUCUUACUGGCGCAGGGGCACACAGCACCUCUAGCCUAGGCUAGAAUUACAUCCUACGUAGGUUUUCACCUUCUACAACUAUAUGAUAAACUAACAUGAUUGUCUAUGUCUAUGUUUUUUUUUUCUGUAUUUCAUCUCUGCCGAAUGGGUUUGAAUUGAACAGAAAAUUAGUUUUCUGCCCGAAUCCCGUCAUCAUUGCUUGUUUAGAAAUGAAUAAAAUGUACUGCUUUAUUUCUGGGAAACCCAAAGCAAAACCGGGCUUCUGCCUGACAAUCCAUAUAUCUGCCUCCCUACAUCUGUGCUAGGUUGCAAAGAUAAAAAGAAUGGCAGUAAACGGAUAUGCUAUGAACACUGGCUGUUGCCAUAUUUGCAGUUUUCACUUUAAUGCCCUUGGCACGGAUGUUGAGACUAAAAGCUAAAUGUACCAAUAUAAAAUUGCUACCUGCUAGUCUAGUUGACGUGGUGGGAUUUAUAAAUGUGUGACAAGUCAGACAAUGUAGAGGGAGGAUUUAACUAGAGAAGUGGGGAGUUUAGAUCAUGAGAAUGUAAGCUCUUUUGAGCAGGACCCUCACACCCCUUCUGUACGUCCAACUUGUCUUCUUACAACAGCUUAUCUAUUAGUCCACCUUUUGUACAGCGCUGGAGAAUAUGUUGGCACUUUAUAAAUGAUAAUAAUGAGAAGGACAGGGAGAGAGUGGAGGAGUAUUAAGCAUUAAUGAAGAGUAUUAGGAGGGAACAGAAAGCCAAUGUUAAGCUGUAUACAUAUUGUUUUUCGAUUGGGUGGGGAGACAGUGGAUGGAUGUACAGAGUGAAGCCGUGGAAGAUGAUUGAUGGGUGAGAAGGAUGAGUCACAUUACAGCUUUUUGUAAGGAAUGUCAUUGCGUCAGUAGAUUUGAGUGACAUUUAUGAGCUGUCCUUUUAAUAUUGCUCAGAUACUGACUAUAUAUCCCUGCUGCAGGAGGCUUUACAGUAUCACAACCAGACCACACGACACAAGGAGCUUCUGCAAUUUGCCAGAGAUUUCCUCAAUCAGGGGGAUGAUGAGGUACGUAAAGCUCCCUAUGAGAGUAUUACUUUAUAUGUGUGAAAAUUCAGGAGCAGGAUGCUGCUUGUGGUGGGAGUGGAGAUCGCUGCUGGAUGUAAGUUAGGGGUUAAACUGUUCAAGAUUUCAGCUCUCUGAUGGCGUUUGGUCCGGCUGAAAUACAGACCUGAAUCAGGCACGUUCAGAGCCUGUAAUUAUAAAUAAUCUGUUUUUUAACCCAUUCAGGACCAACAUGAUUUACUAAUUUGUUCCAAUACGAUGAGGUGUAUUUUUUCCCCCCACUUUUGCUAUAUUUAGCUGAAAAAGGAUCCUGUGUGAGCUACAAGUUGCAGUUCUGUUUCCUGCAAUUUACUAAAUAAAACAACACUCCAUUCCAUGUGGAGAGUGUUAGACCAUACUUUUUAUUUCCUGUCUUUAUAUUUAACCCAUUUCCCCUCUUUACAUGAAAUAUUGUAUUUUUUACAGGGUGAGUGAGACCCCAGUAUUGACCCAAACUGCUCUCCUACUCCCACCUGCUAGACAGGGUGGGGUACAAUACAAUAAUACCACCAUUUAUAUUUUCAUGGCAGAAUUUACUUAUGGGUUAGCGCUCUCACAGCAGAAAGGACAGGAGAUAGAACUCUGAAAUUGGGAUAAAUAGAUCCAUCCCCUUCCCACCAGGCAGUCUUUUUUCCUGUCCUUCACAGCGGUUUGGAAGAUGUCUGCUUAAGCAGGCCUAGAUUAAUUGUAGGCUCACCAGGUCAAUAUUUUUGUAGGCCCAGCCUCUAAUCCCUUAAGUGCCAGGAAACAGUCCAGAUAUGAGAGUUACCUCCAUGGGGACCCUCUGGAUAUAUGAGGCCAAGCCAGGGCCGCUUUCCCUGAAGACCCAGUAAACAGCACUUACACAAGGUGACUACCUGGGGAGGCUCUGUUUAUGUAUACCACCAUAUCCAGGAUCUGUUUUAAACUUUCCCCCCACUGGUGAUGAUGAAUGACAUUUGGGGUACAUAUUUAAGCCUAUAGUUUAGACUGUCAGUUGUUCAAAUCCCCAACUGUGUUACACUGCUUUAACCGGUGCUGUAAUAAUGUAGGGUACAGCACUGUACAUCAAGCAGUGAGUUAUGUCUGCUCUGAGUUAAAGGGAUACUAUAGUCACCAGUACAACUACAGCUUAAUGUAGUUGUUCUUGUGAGUAUAGUCAGUCCCUGCAAGCUUUCUGCAGUAAACACUGUCUUUUCAGAGAAAAGGCAGUGUUUACAUUACAGCCUAGGAACACCUCCUCAGAUGACACUAAACUAUCCUCAUAAAAAUGCAUUGAUUCAAUGCAUCUCUAUGAGGCGAUGCUGAUUGGCCAGGGCACUGUUUAGCUCUGUCCCUGUCCUGCCUCCUUGGAUGAGAUCAUCAGAAUUGAUGAUCUCAGCCAAUCCAUUGCUUUCCUAGGGGGGAGCAUUGUGAUUGGCUGAGAUUAUCAACUCUGAUGAUGUCAGCCAAGGAGGUGGAUCAGUGGCAGAGCCAGUGCCGGCGAACCCGCAGAUAUAAAGUGGGUUUUUACUAUAUUUAAAGGAGGCAGGGGGGCUAAAUAGUAUUUUUUACACUAUAAGGUCAGGAACCCUAUAGUGUUCAGUUAAGAUUUGUCCCCUCUGUUUUGUUAGAGGUGUUAUAGCGAGUUUCUUGCAAAAUACCCUGAUGAAUCUUUCAUAAAAUCUUUGCGCAAUACAUUUUUUUUUUCUUAUUUCAAUAUUGUUCUAGAUGGAAGUUGGAGCAGAACUGGAAACUGAGCCAGUCCCAUCUGACAGUGAAUUUGAAGGCAUUGGAGACUACGAAGAAGGAAUCGUUGCUGAGUUUUGGACAGAGCCGAAAUCUAAAGGAGAGGUGGCAGGCAAAGGAUAUUGAUCUACCGUUGAGGUUUCAUUGGAUUAAGUGAAAAUAUCUGUAUUUUAAAGAAAGCUCAUCCAGAGUAAAGAAUGAGUUAAAAGUAUCGGUUCUUGGAGACCAAUCAUGCACUCCAAAGAUGGGACCCAACAUUGUCCAAGGUGCACACAAUUGUAAAACAUCUCAAUUUUAAGGAAUGGGGUACCAGAGACUCUCUAUUCCAAAGUUGUAAACCGUUUAAUGCUUGCCAGCUGGGAUUUCUCAUAUUUCUGUUUGUCAUUGAAAGAAGAACCUUUUCGAAUGUGUUAUCCAAACAUCCUCCUGGAAAAUAAAGUCACAUUUUAAAAGACAAUGAUGUCCAUAUUGCAGUGAACAGUUCCUAGCAGAUUUGUACCCUUUAUCUUCUUGAAAGGUUCCAUAUUCUACAUUCAAAUAAAUAAUUAGGAUACAGUUUUUAUUUAUAUAACAAAAUAAAGACUACUUCUGUUAGUGUAAACUUAAAUGGAGUGCCCGCACAUUUGGCAACUUACCUGGGUUCCCCUGGGCACCUGCCUCCUGGAAGACCCAGGUAAGUUGCUAAACUAUUCUUAAACUGUAUGACAAAUUACUCUGGGGUGGCUGCAGUGAUUAUAGUAUUUGGGAUGUUCAAAUUAAAAAUGUCAAAACUGAGACUGCAAUAACCAUGUUCUGACUUUAGAUAAGAUAAG